This is a messenger RNA of Alosa alosa (allis shad), 2971 nucleotides long. It is a transcript of the gene hs3st1l2, whose product is annotated as heparan sulfate (glucosamine) 3-O-sulfotransferase 1-like 2. Gene Ontology annotation, molecular function: [heparan sulfate]-glucosamine 3-sulfotransferase activity. The record is from RefSeq and is a predicted model, not a curated record. Lineage: Eukaryota; Metazoa; Chordata; Actinopteri; Clupeiformes; Clupeidae. The transcript has 3 exons. Bases 595 to 1743 code for a protein of 382 amino acids.
CGCACUUACACUCUCGGCACGGAUCUGCUCUCCCGCUUCUCUCUCUUUCUCUCCCUUUCUUUGUCUCAUCCACUUUCAUUCACUCUCUCUCUCUCUCUCUCUCUCACACACACACACACACACACACACACACAUACUGUACACACACACACACACACAGACACACUUGCACCCACAUGUUCCGACUUAACCUACUCGCUCACACACAAUCACCUUCUCCUCUCUCUCUGCUUGCCUUUUUUCCCUACACUCAUCGCUCGCUCUCUCUCACACACACAAAUGCAGAUUGACUUAGGCUUGCUAGGACUGCUCUUCAGAGAAAAAAAACACAUUGUAGAAAUAGAAAGAGUAUGAAGAAGCAAGAAGAGGAAGAGAAUAGGGACUGAAAGAAUAGAAGAAGAAGGGAAAGAAGAAAAACAAGCUAAUGAGAAGGACUUGAUCCAAAUCCACAUCCUCAGAGGGCAACUUAGAUGCUGAAGCGAAGUCCCUCACACCUCAGCUCUGGGAUGAACAGUUUACAGACCCCCAGUCGUCCAUCACUGGGCAGCCGUGACCGGAUGGUGGGCCUUUGCUUGUCAAGCACCUGGGUGCGUUAUGAGGACUAAGAUAACAUCCUUCGGGAGCGGUGAUUCAAAAGGUGUUAGCCUGUGUGUGUGUGUGUACGUGUGCCUGCCCCACCUAUCGUGCUUGAGUGUGAGUGUGUCCACCUUUCCUGGCCUGACUGAGUGUAUUUUGUGUGUGAGAGAGAGAGAGAGAGAGAGAGAUAGCGCCAUGCUGUGGACUGUGCUGUUCGCCCUCCUGCUGCUGCUGAUCCUGCAGGCUCAACUGUGUGUGUGUCUGCGUGAGCUCCGUGCCUCCACCGCCUCUGCCCUGGCACUACCGCCACCUCCACCGCCAUCCUCCCAGGCCACCACCACCGCAACCAAUGGCACCGUCCAGCGCCUCCCGGGAGCCAUCAUCAUCGGCGUGCGCAAAGGGGGCACGCGCGCCCUGCUGGAGAUGCUUAACCUCCACCCAGAUGUGGAGGUGGCCAAGGCCGAGGUGCACUACUUCAACCUGGACGAGAACUACCAGCGGGGACUGGACUGGUACCGUGCUCAGAUGCCCUUUACCUUGCCGGGCCAGCUGACAGUGGAGAAGACCCCCGGCUACUUUGCGGCACCACUGGCGCCGGAGCGCGCCUGUCAGAUGAACCCGGCGGUGCGGCUGCUACUGAUCGUGCGCGACCCAGCCGAGCGGCUCGUCUCUGACUACACGCAGGUGCUGCACAACCGUCUGCAGCGCCACAAGCCCUACCAGCCCCUGGAGGAGCUGUUGCUCCUAGACGACGACAUCAAUGGCGGCGGCAACGACAGGCACACCAGGCGCAUCGACCCCGGCUACAAGGCCCUCCAACGGAGCCUCUACCAUGUCCACUUCCAGCGCUGGCUGGAGCACUUCCCACGCGAGCAGAUCCACGUGGUGGAUGGCGAGGCGCUGGUCCGAGAUCCGUACCCAGAACUGCGCAAGGCCGAGCUCUUCCUGGAGCUGCCACCGCGCAUCAGGCCGUCCAACUUCUACUUCAACGCCACCAAGGGCUUCUACUGCCUGGUCUCCGCCGGGCACGACAAGUGCCUGGACGAGUCCAAAGGGCGGCCGCAUGCGCCGCUCAGCCAGAGAGCGUUCCGUAAGCUAUGCCGCUUCCUGCGGGAGCACAACAAACGCUUCUUUGACCUGGUAGGUCGGACUUUUCGCUGGUGCUGAUAGUUCUAGCAAAGUCAAAUGGACCUAUAAGUGUAUUUACUGUAUGUACUAGAGAUGCAGCAACACCUGUCUCUGGAAAACAGUUUCUAAUACCACUUGUAAAUCAAUGGCCAGGGUCGGGCCAAGGUUAUUUGACCCAUGUCCAACUCAUCUUUGCCAGUUCAUGGCAGGUUGUGGCAAUUCAGAGAGGACCUGGGUCACAACCCAGGAAAGGAACAACAAUUAGCAAUACAAUAGCAAAACAACAGCAAGGUUGUUAGCAAACCAGGUGGAGCCAGUCACACUGAAACGGACCCUGGUUGGACAGGGGGCUUUUAAAAAGAAAAUCAACCAUGGUUGAACUCUGGUCGACACCUUGGUAGGAAACAUUCCUGACUACUGUGGUUUAUGUGUGGGUGAGGGAGUCCAUGUCCUGAUCACUGGAGAAUCUCGGAAAGUGUGCACAAUGGAAUAGAUGGGCCAACAAGGGGACCACCAAUGCAACUGCUGAAAAAUGACACAGCAUGUUUCAGUAAUCACUCUGAGAAGAGGACAGCAACAUAAUAGACAUGCAAUAUCUAUAAACAUUAGAGUAAACAUUUUGUUUACUUUAUCUACAGUCUUGUUAGUUUGUGUCUGAGUCUGUGGCGAGAAACAUAAGCGGUCAGUACUAUAACACAUCUAGGCCGAAGAGUAGCCUAAUAGCUCUAUUGACUACUACAACUGAUGUUGGGGACAGUACAAUCCAAUUUGAAACUCUAGACCAUCACUCACGUUGCAAUAGCAAUUAGUUCCAGCUCCCCAAGUGCCCAUAAUGUUUGGAACUCAUCAACUGAGAGCUGUACUAUUUUUGUCUGUAUGCUAUAUUAUAGGUUUAGUUCCAUGUGUAAAUAUCUCAGAACUGAUGAGCCUACAUGAUCGCACCUGAGGAAACAUGUCUCUCUUCAGAAAGGCUUUGGAGGAAUGUUCAUUUUCUAUUUAAUACCAUGACAUGUAGUUUAUAUAAAUUACAGGUGUUUGUUACUUUUGGUAUUUGGAUCUAUGUAUUUAAGUUGCCUAAUGUUUAAAGUAUGUGUGUCACUGUCACUGCAUUGCCACUGCGAUUUUUUCUUUUUACAUUUAUUUUUUCUGAAUACAACUGCUAUCUUAAAUUAUUUUUGCAAUUAAUUAUUUUGAAAUAUAUGAAUUGCAUUUCAGUGCACAGCAGUUUUAUUUAUUAUUAUUUCUAUUUCAGUGAAUAAAUGCAGAA